UGUAUUUUUAGAUGCCCCAUACCCCGCAUACACCACAUACACCUGGCGGUGCCAGUCAUCCCAUGACACCAGGCGGUCCACCUUCGGUUAGUUCGGCACACAACGAGCCCAUGAAUGCUACACCGAAUAAUAAUAAUACCAGUAAUCACAAUUCACCCCAAACACCAGGCACUCCUAACAAUCGCAUGUCUACUGGUAACAGUACACAACAACAAGAUGGUCAGCAGCAACAACAACAACAACAAACACAACAACAGUCACAACAAGAACAAAUUAUAAACUCAUUAAUAAAUUCACAAUCAUCCGAUUUAGUGAAUCUCAAUGAGGGCGAUUUGAAUGCCGAACUAAAUAGUUUUGAUCCAUCAAAUAUGAAUCAUGCAGAUGCCGCCAAUGAUUUGAAUCUGCUCUCGGAUGUUGAUCCUUUGGAAAUUUUGUCUUAUUUAGAUCCUCAACCGGAUUUAAAUACCCCACCCUCUAGCGGCUCUAGUAAUAACAAUAACAAUGAAGAUAUUUUGGCCUCUUUAUUUGAUUAAAAAUAAUUAAAUUAAAUUAA
Molecule: messenger RNA, 553 nt
Organism: Lucilia cuprina (Australian sheep blowfly)
Lineage: Eukaryota; Metazoa; Arthropoda; Insecta; Diptera; Calliphoridae
Product: mediator of RNA polymerase II transcription subunit 13-like
Exons: 2
Coding region: 12-533 (173 amino acids)
Source: RefSeq, a predicted model, not a curated record